Messenger RNA from Aureobasidium subglaciale EXF-2481, 1723 nucleotides. RefSeq lists its product as uncharacterized. Lineage: Eukaryota; Fungi; Ascomycota; Dothideomycetes; Dothideales; Saccotheciaceae. Gene Ontology annotation, molecular function: glucosaminyl-phosphatidylinositol O-acyltransferase activity. Bases 96 to 1640 code for a protein of 514 amino acids. Gene Ontology annotation, biological process: GPI anchor biosynthetic process; protein localization to plasma membrane. Gene Ontology annotation, cellular component: endoplasmic reticulum; membrane. The transcript has 2 exons. The record is from RefSeq and is a predicted model, not a curated record.
CUCGGAGACAGGCGGCCCCUUGAGAACACUGUGUUGUCCUCAUUUCCAGAGAAAAAAAGAACUACCCUUCUUCUUUCUUCACAAACAUCGGCAACAUGGAGGGAGAUAGCUAUAUCGAGAGGAAGAUUGACUUUGUCACGGGUCAUACUGGAAGUAACAUCUGGGAUAUCACCCAAGUUACAUUGAUCGCUCCCGCUGCCGCGUUGCUUUGGGCUGUGCUUCAGACUCGCCAGAAAUUCUUUGACCCUUACACGACAUCAUCAUAUCUGACUGAUUUCCUGCUCCAAGUCGGAGCUAUCCUUUUCGCUGUCACGGCGUAUGCUGAUAAUCCUACUGUCUUGGUCGGGUUACUACUGAUCCCUGCCAUUGGUAUUCUCGUCAACGGUGACAAUCUCGACCACAGAUUCACCAAGCCCGCAAAGCCUCCUGUGAAGGAGGAUGCAGCCGGACCUCCUGAACCUGUGGACCUGGUUCCUAUCAAGCCUUUCAUCACCACUUACAGAGGUGCCAUGAUGAUUAUCACCUGCGUAUCUAUCCUGGCUGUUGACUUCCCUGUCUUCCCUCGUCGUUUCGCCAAAGUAGAGAACUGGGGAGUGUCACUUAUGGAUCUCGGUGUUGGUUCUUUCGUUUUUGGUGCCGGUCUGGUUUAUGCGCGCCAACAACUCAAGGCAGAGGACGAGGAUGCACCCAAAGUCAGAUUCACCAGCCGCAUGAACUCUGCAGUCAUGCACUCUUUGCCUCUGCUUGCCCUCGGAUUCCUUCGCCUUUGGACUGUCAAGGGUCUCGAAUACCAGGAGCACGUUACCGAAUAUGGUGUUCACUGGAACUUCUUCUUCACUUUGGGACUUCUGCCUCCUUUCGUCACGCUCCUUCAACCGGUUUACAAGUACAUUCCGUCCUACAGCGCUCUGGGCUUUGCACUGCUCAUCCCCUACGAGAUGCUGUACAAUUACACCAACCUCGGAUUUUACAUGUUCAUGGCACCUAGAGACGACUUCAUCUCAGCAAACAGAGAGGGCAUAUUCUCUUUCCUUGGCUACCUCGCAAUCUUCAUCGUCGGACAAGGAAUUGGUAUGGAGGCACUUCGUCGCGACGUCAAUGCUGCUACCCCCAUGACGCACAACGAUGAGUGGGUCGCCGACAUGCUCGGUGGAACCGACAGCUUGAAGGAGGUCCGCAAGACACGCGAGCACAACUCGAUGUUCAAGCUUGCCAAGUGGACUGGUAUCUGGAUCAUCUUGUACGUCUUCCUGACUUGGCACUACGGUCCUCGCCUGACGGUCUCUCGUCGUCUGGCGAACUUGCCUUACCUCGCUUGGGUCGCAGCCUUCAACUGUGGUCAGCUGCUCCUUUUCCGCGUCAUCGAGGGCAUUCUCUUCCCGCUUCUGUACACUUCCCGCGACAAGAAGGUUGAAAAGGAACGUGUUUCGAAGGCUACUAGUAAGGUGCUGAAUGCGUUCAACCGCAACGGAUUGGUCAUCUUCUGUCUUGCCAAUGUGUUGACUGGAGUCAUCAACAUAACCAUGCCUACUUUGGACAUGAGUGACUAUGAAGCCAUGGCAGUUUUGAUCAGCUACAUGGCCAUUUUGACCAGCGUUGGUUUGUUCUUGGAUCAGCGUAACAUUACCAUCAAGCUGUAGUUGGGUUAUUGUGUGGUGUAGAUAGGCGAAGAGAAAACAUAUAGAAUUCAAUCGAUGCGAGCCUUUCAAUCACACAGAUUCAU